AUUAUAAUACCCCUUGAGCCCUUGAUGUUUGUAUAUAUACAUGGUCACUAAAAUAGCAUAUUUCUAAAAUUAAUCUUUGUAUUAUAUUCCCUUAGAAUUUGAUUCAAAACUGUAAAAUGGCUGGGUUUUUUCUGAGGCCAAGUACUCGAGGGCAUGCUAGAUCAAUUAGCUUACCAGCAAGAUCACAUCCAACAACAAUCAAAAUCGAAGAAGAACUUAACAAGCUUCGAAAUCUUGAAGUUUCUUCUUCGGCUUCAUUAGAAGCUAAUAAGCUCAGCAUUUCCAUAUCUGGACUUGCAGAGCUCUAUAAAUCCAUAGGAGAUCUUCUUAAGCUACCCCAAACACAAAAAGGUUUAACUAAACACGAAGAUUCCUCAUGGGUGGAUGAGCUCUUAGAGGAAUCGGUAUCAUUCCUUGAUGUAUGUGAACAUACAAGGGAGAGUCUUUUUCUUUUAAGAGUAAGUAUAGGUAAGCUCCAAUCUAGCCUUAGGAGAAGGAAUAAUGGUGGAGAAGCAGACAUCGAUGAUGAUGUUACUAAGUACAUUUCCUUUGUAAAGAAUUUCAAGAGAGAAAUGAGUAAAUCACUUGUCUCUUUAAAACAUAUUGACAACAAAUUGUCAGAAUCUCUGUUGUUUAACAAGGUGAACAACGAUCAACACCUCGUUGCAGUUGUUCGAGUCUUAAGAGAAACGAGCUUGAUAUGUAGCAAUGUGUUCAGAUCAAUUUUGGUUUACUUUUCUGGUACGGCUUUGCAGCCUAAGGCUAGCAAGUGGUCAUUAGUAUUUAAAAUUGUGCAUAACAAAGGUCAUGUAGGAGACGACCUUAAUGAUUUGGAGGAUGCAGAAAUCGCGUUAAACUGUUUGAUUGUUCGAAAAUUGAGCAGAGAAGGUACAGGGAUGAUGAUUCAAUUAGCAUGUAAAAAACUUCUAGCACUUGACACACGAACUGAAGAAAUUGAGAAGGAUCUCGAAUGUUUAUUUAGGCAAAUGAUACACGCACGAGUUUCUCUAUUGAACAUACUUUCGGAUCAUUGAUCUCAUCAUUUACUUUUAUCAAUUUCUCUCAAGGAUGAGUUCAUUUAACAGUAUCCAAAUUUUGGAGGAUCUGUUAUAGGAUUGUGUUUAUUUUCCUUCAACUUACUUUCUAGAUGAUUAUGUACAUAGUAUUCAACUUUUUACAAAGGGAAAAUACAUAAAAAUACCCUUUGUAUUUUUAUCAUUGACUCAAUUGUUCUAUGUAAACUUUUGUGGUAUUGCAUUGCAUAGUAAUAUUCAUGUACUAGACCAUUGUCUAAAUAAUCUAUUCAACACUUUCAACCAUAUUCUUAC
Spinacia oleracea (spinach) is the source of this 1328-nucleotide messenger RNA. RefSeq lists its product as uncharacterized. The record is from RefSeq and is a predicted model, not a curated record. The transcript has a single exon. Bases 117 to 1034 code for a protein of 305 amino acids. Gene Ontology annotation, biological process: root development; shoot system development. Lineage: Eukaryota; Viridiplantae; Streptophyta; Magnoliopsida; Caryophyllales; Amaranthaceae.